Girardinichthys multiradiatus is the source of this 1412-nucleotide messenger RNA. RefSeq names its product family with sequence similarity 107 member B (gene fam107b). The coding region runs from base 205 to 609 and encodes 134 amino acids. The record is from RefSeq and is a predicted model, not a curated record. Lineage: Eukaryota; Metazoa; Chordata; Actinopteri; Cyprinodontiformes; Goodeidae. The transcript has 4 exons.
UAUGGGUCCUAGGCUGAGUGUGCGUGUGUGCGGUACGCGCUCGAGCUAUUGAACAGUUUUUGCCAAAGGAGACACACCUCGACCCGAAGAAGUGAUCCGGAGACGCACUAAUGGUGCAAGAACCACUUUGUAAUCUUAAAUAAUAAACGAGCAGAGUUGAAAAAGUCGCGUCAGGUUCUACUUUGAGAUCCUGGGAGGAGUGUCAUGGCAGAACCGGACUACCUGGAGGGAGACUGUGAUGAGCUCAUCCAACCCAAAAAGCUGAUCAAUCCAGUCAAGGGCUCCCGGAACCACCAAGACUUACACAGAGAGCUUAUUAUGAACCAGAAGAGGGGCCUUGCUCCUCAGAACAAACCAGAGCUCCAGAAGGUUCUAGAGAAGAGAAAGAGGGAACAAGUUAUCAAGGCCCAAAAGGAGGAGCAGGAGGCUCACAAGAAAAGGAGUGACUUGGAAAUAGAGCUCAUGAAGAGACAACAGAAACUAGAACAGCUUGAAGUGGAGCAACAGAAAAUUCAGGAGGAACAAGAAAACACCCCCGAGUUUGUGAAGAUGAAGGGCAACCUGCGCCGGACCAAGCAGGAAGCGGACGGGGAGCAGGGAGCCACCUAAAAUCCAGCCGGGGCGGGAGGGGGGUCGGGUCUGGCUGACUGAGAUGCAAAGGAGUGUGUGUUGUGUCUGUGGUAACACGGUGGUGACCUGACCAAGAUGAACCUGUUGGAGUUCCCUUACCCAGCUGUUCCUUCCUGCAGCGAGGAGAGAGACUGCAUAGACAAAAGAUCCCUCCUCCGUCUCCCAGCAACGGACUGCCACCUAUCCAGGAGCACACAGCGUCCCCCACCCCCUGCACAGGAGGCACCUAACACAGACAUGUUACAUGCUUUUCAACACAGGCCAGCAAGCUUCCAGUGAGCUCUAGUGGAGGUUCUAAACCCAACCCAAUCUUGUUUUCGCUCUUUUUCUCCUCUGCGAGCUGUCGUUUCUAUUUACUGUAAUCAGUGUUGUCAUUGUUGUUUUUGUUCUCAAACUCACAAUCAUAGAAAAAUCAAAAAGUGGACACUGGAUGGACUCUUAAAGCUGUGUAAAUUAAAAGCCAAACAAAUGUGCUUUUUUCUUAUUUAUGUUAGUAGCUUUUAGCCCAGGUGUAGGGGAGGACACUUUUAGUCAUUCUGUGUUUUACUUUGUUUUACAGCAUAGCACAUAAAGCCAGAACAGGACAAAGGGAGUGUGUGGCUGUGUAAAAAUAUGCUUUAUUGUUUGUUUGGUUUUUUUUAUUCUGUACAUGAUUUUUUCCUCAGCUAAUGCAAUUUUAGGCAAUAGUAGAACUCCCAGGCAUGAGAGUGAUCUUUGUUCUUUAUAUAUUCUAUUGUUUUGUAUGAAAAAAAUCGGUUACUUAAUAAAUAAUUUACAUUUUA